Alosa alosa (allis shad) is the source of this 1957-nucleotide messenger RNA. RefSeq names its product Transmembrane protein 179-like. The transcript has 4 exons. NCBI's taxonomy places the organism in Eukaryota, Metazoa, Chordata, Actinopteri, Clupeiformes, Clupeidae. The coding region runs from base 404 to 1165 and encodes 253 amino acids. The record is from RefSeq and is a predicted model, not a curated record.
CCUGUUGGAUUAAGGACAUUUGUCAGUUGCGGCUGUGCUCUAUUUUUACAAUUCAAAAGGACAACCUAACAUCACUUAGGCCUAUUUAUUUAAAUAUCACUGAGUCGUCGACAUACAUUCAGCUUUUUCACAAGAGCGUAGGGUAGGCUAAGCUACGCGCAUGUCGUGUAAUGCGUCACCACCCCCCAAAUCUGUGACAGACAGAUAGUCAUGCAGUCAGUGCAUGCAUCGGCCCGGCGUUGUAUAACAGGAAUUCGGCAAUAGCGAAGCGUAAACGAAGAAUGUGGAGCACUUGAACGUGACGCACAUCAGAACCAUCUGACCAGGAAAACGUUAUCGUCUUUUAAUGCACCUUUAACCAAAACAGCAAUUCCUUUUAGUGGGCCUUCAUCUAAACUUAGACAUGGAGCUUCAUCGGCGACUGUUGCUUGCCCACUGUGCCGCCCACACCCUUUCUAUUUUGGCCGGACUUCUUAUAGUGAUACCCCUUGCACUUAACGGAUCCGCGUUCAAAGGGAGGUGCGCGCUAUUCAGUCAAGGAUUUUGGCGGACGGAGAAUCAAACUCUGAUCACUGGGGAGUCGAACGAGAUAUCUCAUUUGGUAAUACAACAAUGGGGUCCCCCAUCCGCCUGCCAGUUCGCGACAUUCGUUGGAGUGUUCACCGUAUUGUACGGAGCAGCGCAGGGAUGGCGAAGCUUGUUCUACCUUCACGGUAGACAUGAUGACACCCUCCUCUCAGCUUUCCUCACCCUUCUCUUGAGCCUCUGUCUGUUUUUUCUCUCUGGUGGGGCGAGUAUUACCCUCUCUCUGGGACUUGUGUCCUGGUGUGAUGUUGUGACAGAACACAACUCCAGACCAUACAGUUGUGCAGAAUCACAGUCCAUACCUCUAUACCUGGAUGUGGAGACCUCUUCCUUUUAUUCAGAGUUAACCUGUGCACAGCUUGCUCUUUGGUGUGUGACCGGACUCUGGCUGAUCCAGGUCAUCCUGUCUUUCCUGCGCCUCUAUCACUCCCACAGUCAGCACAUCAGCGGGCCAUGUCUGGCCAGAGAGAAGGAGCUUCUGCUGGGACAGGCCUACUGCGACUGUGCCUUCACCCAGCACCUGCAUGCCCUCCCGCAUGAACACCCACACCUCUCUCAGACAACUGCCGUCCUCAUCUGAUGGGAGAGUUUAACUCAUCGACUCUGUCCGCCGUAAACAAAAUGACUGUCUCUUUUAUCGUGAUAAAUGCUAAAUCAGUAACUUAUUCAUUUUACACAUUCGAUGCACUGUCCGUUUUAUUUGUUUUGCAUAACUAAAAUAGUUCUGCGCACUGAUGCCAAGCACUUGAAAGUCAAAUAUUUGAAGCCUGUGCAAAUAUAGCUGAAUAUAGCUGGAUGCAAUUGUUGGGCAAUGGAUGCAGGUUCAUGCAUGUGAUGUUGUCCUGAUAACAAGCUCAAUUAUAAGCUUGCUCUUCUGUUUUGACAUUAAUGAGACCUUAAAUGGUCUUGUUUUGUAUUUCAUAGCCUUUUAGGAACACUAGUGAAUUUGAUGCAUGUUCAUGUGCACAAUCCAAAUGUCCUCUCUCCCUUGUAUGAAGGUUUUUGUAUGACGCUGUUUGGGUAGAUGCAGCAAUACGGGGGGACUGAUUCCCACAAAAUGCUAAUGUCAUUGAGUGCUUGGGAAGGAUGGGAGAAUGUCUAAAGGAAUUCCAGCAAUUCCUUUCAUUUGACAUAUGAUCUCUGUACCCCAACCCCGAAUAGAUGCAAUGACACACAGAUGGCAGAGCAAAAAACUGGAAUGAAGGGGAAUUUCAGUCCUUUAUUAUUAGUAGUAUUGAUGUAUGUUUAUUAUAAUGUUAAGGCAUGUUUACCUUUUGUGUUUAUGUUUUGUAGUUAUUUAUAUUUUUACCAGGUAUCAUUUCUGAAAUAUCUGACAUUUCAAUAAAUCCUCAGGUACAAGGGUAACAUUGAA